Molecule: messenger RNA, 2126 nt
Organism: Aspergillus saccharolyticus JOP 1030-1
Lineage: Eukaryota; Fungi; Ascomycota; Eurotiomycetes; Eurotiales; Aspergillaceae
Product: serine carboxypeptidase
Exons: 3
Coding region: 298-2007 (569 amino acids)
Biological process (GO): proteolysis
Cellular component (GO): fungal-type vacuole
Molecular function (GO): serine-type carboxypeptidase activity
Source: RefSeq, a predicted model, not a curated record
UCCUGCGGAACUCCGGUGACAAUUCCAUCUUCGCAGUUAUCAGGAACCCACAAAAUUCCCCAAACAAGGGAAUUGAUAGGGACCUACCGAUAAGAAGAUUAACAAUUAUGCGAUGUGAUUUGCGCGCAUUCAGCCGAGGUCACACCGCUAAACGGAGGCUGGUCUCCAACCUCCUCUCCACUUCAUUCGCAUCGGGGAGAUAACAUCCAGCAGGGCGCACUUAAAAACCAAGCUUUGGCGUGCCUGACCCCGGGGAAAUCCUGCACCUUAAAAAAAACUCAAACUAUACAUAGAAUCAUGCGAUCGUUCUGGUAUGUCGCAUGGUUGGGUGCUUGGCCCCUGACCCAGGCGCAAUUUGUGGCCCCUCCAACCGACCUGAUCGCCACCAAGGGUUAUCUGGAUGUCCCCGUCCGCUAUAAACAGGUCCCCAAUGGGAUCUGCGAAACCGAUCCCAGCGUCAAGAGCUUCUCUGGAUACCUGGAUGUAGCCGAACACGAGCACAUCUUCUUCUGGUUCUUCGAAGCCCGCAACCAGGACCCGGAAGAGGCCCCGUUGACCGUGUGGAUCAAUGGAGGCCCCGGGUCAUCCUCUAUGAUUGGGCUUUUCCAAGAGAAUGGUCCCUGUGGGGUGGACUCCAAUGGCUCCGUCUACAACAACCCGUACUCCUGGUCGAACGCCAGCAACAUGCUGUACAUUGACCAGCCCGUGCAGACGGGCUUCUCCUACAGCAUCCCCGUGCCAGCCUAUGUCGAUUCCGAGACCGACAAUGUCAUCACCUUGCCCUCGACCAGCUGCCCGGACUAUGCGGCCGGUCUCUCCUGUGGCACAUAUUCCUAUCCCAACGUGAGCCUGACGGCCAACUCCACCGACAACGCGGCACCCAACUUCUACCGGGCCCUACAGGGCUUCAUGGGGGCCUUCCCACAGUACGCCCGGGAGUCCUUCCAUUUCACCACGGAGAGUUAUGGAGGCCACUAUGGACCCGUGUUCAACGAGUACAUCGAGCAGCAGAACGCCCACCUCCUGCACGGAGCCAAGAAGAUUCAACUGGAAAGUGUGAUGAUCGGGAAUGGGUGGUACGAUCCCAUCAUCCAGUACCAAGCCUACUACAACUUCACCGUCUACCCCGGCAACACCUACGACUACGCCCCAUACAACGACUCGAUCAGCGCUCUCCUCUACAAUCAGCUCUACGGCCCGGGCAACUGCCUCAGCCAGCUCCUCGACUGCGCCGCGCGCGGCACCAACGAGAUCUGCAGCGUGGCCGACAACUUCUGCGCGAACGAAGUCGAAAGCGUGUACGACAACUACCUGGGGCGCGACGAGUACGACAUCCGGGAAUUGACGCCGGACCCCUUCCCCUACGAGUUCUACGUCGACUACCUGAACACGGCGCGGGUGCAGGCGGCGAUCGGGGCGUACGUCAACUUCACGGAGAGCAACAACGCGGUCUACGAGGCGUUUUCAUCCACGGGGGACGACGGGCGCCGCAUGAACACCACCGAGGACGUUGCCGCCCUGCUGCGCCAGGGCGUGACGGUGGCGAUGUACGCGGGCGACGCCGACUACAAUUGCAACUGGCUGGGCGGCGAGGCGGUCGCGCACAAGGUCGGCGCCCCCGGGUUUGAGAGCGCGGGCUACACGAAUAUCACCACCGCGGACGGGGUCGUGCACGGCCAGGUGCGUCAGGCGGGGCGGUUUGCCUUUGUGCGCGUGUAUGAGAGCGGCCACGAGGUCCCCUUUUACCAGCCGCUGCUGGCGUUGGCGAUGUUCGAGCGCGUGAUUGCCGGCAAGGAUAUCGCGACGGGGUCGGUGGACGCGACGACCGGGUAUAAGACGGUCGGGUCGUUGAAGAGUACCUACCGCGAGGGCAAUGGGACGGUGCAGUGGUCGGUGUUGGAUUCGCUGGCGACGUAUAAUACCACGACGAAUGCGCCGAAUCCCACCGGGACCAAGCGGUGGAGACAGAAGGGGUUGCGGAAGAGUGCUUUGCGGCUGCAGAUGUAAUGGGUGGUUUCAUGCGAUGGAUGUAUGCAGUGGUCAUGUCUCUAAUAAGCGGUCUUCACUAAUUCGCUACAUCGUCAAGCUUUACCAGCAACCUCCCCUACACCAACACCGGAAACUCG